UGGACUUGGCCGUGGGGGUGGCGUGUCCGUGUGCAGAGGAAAAGCUCUCGAUUUCGGGGAAACAUCGCAUUCCCUAGUGGAAUUGAAAUCCAUCCCUCUCCUGCCUCUCUGUGACACAAGGAAUCAUGGGCAACACAGAGAAGUUGAUGAACCAGAUCAUGGAAUUGAAAUUCACCUCCAAGUCCCUUCAACGCCAAGCCCGUAAAUGCGAGAAGGAAGAGAAAUCCGAGAAGCUUAAGGUCAAGAAAGCCAUGGAGAAAGGGAACGUGGACGGCGCUCGCAUCUACGCGGAGAACGCCAUUCGAAAGCGAACCGAGCAGAUGAAUUAUCUGCGUCUCGCCUCUCGGCUUGACGCCGUCGUCGCUCGGCUUGAUACCCAAGCCAAGAUGAGCACCAUCAAUAAGUCCAUGGCUAACAUCGUCAAGUCCCUGGAAUCUUCCUUGGGCACCGGUAAUCUCCAGAAGAUGUCCGAGACCAUGGACUCUUUCGAGAAGCAGUUUGUGAAUAUGGAGGUUCAAGCUGAGUUCAUGGAGAGCGCUAUGGCCGGAUCCACCUCUCUUUCCACUCCUGAAGGCGAGGUCAACAGCUUGAUGCAGCAGGUGGCCGAUGAUUAUGGCCUCGAGGUCUCGGUGGGUCUGCCGCAGCCGGCAUCUCACGCUGUUCCGACUAAGGAGGCGGAGAAGGCGGACGAGGGUGACUUGUCUAGGCGACUUGCUGAGCUUAAGGCGAGAGGUUAAGAUCGAGUUAUUAUCAUUAGGGUGAUGGGUGUCAUUUGUGAAUGAAAUACAUAUAAACUACACAAUUAUGCUUGAGUUUUUGUCUUUUUUUUAAUAAUGAGAAUGAAUGUUUUGUGUAUAUUCAACUGAAUUUCUCUCUAAGCUGUUACUUUUAUACUGUAUUUUGGGAUGAUCCCUUUGCAGCAUACCUGUCCUAGUUGUUACUUAUGCUUAUUAGCUUUAGCCAUGUGACUUUCUUGAACAACGAUGUAGAUUUUGUAGAUAUUAGGCGGUGUGUGAUGUUUGAAGAACAUGUCCAGUUAUAUUGUAAGCAUAAUUGUAUAGCAGGUAAGUGGAUGAUGGUUCAUGUA
Messenger RNA from Neltuma alba, 1087 nucleotides. Its product is annotated as ESCRT-related protein CHMP1B-like. Bases 126 to 737 code for a protein of 203 amino acids. Gene Ontology annotation, biological process: vacuolar transport. The record is from RefSeq and is a predicted model, not a curated record. The transcript is spliced from 2 exons. NCBI's taxonomy places the organism in Eukaryota, Viridiplantae, Streptophyta, Magnoliopsida, Fabales, Fabaceae.